UUGGUCUUUUUAUAGCAGUAUUAAAGGCAGCAUUGAACAAUAGACACAUAUACAUUCCUCUGGUAAUGAGUAGUUCUGUCGAAAGAUGGAGAGCAGUUGCUUUCCUGGUGGCAGUUGAAUUCGGUUUAGCACUUGUUCACAUAUUUUUCAAGAAGGCUCUGAAUGCCGGGACAGACCAUGUCAUCAUCGUCGUGUACAGACAAUCCAUUGGCACCGUUUUCUUGAUCCCCUUCGUCUAUUUCUUGGAAAGGAAUAGUUGGACUAAGCUGACAUUCGGUGUCGUCGGAAGGAUGUUUCUCUGUGCAUUUCUGGGGCUAACAAUGGCACAGUACACAUUCUUACUCGGCCUCGACUACACAACAGCCACAUUCACCUGCGCUUUCAUCAACACGGUGCCGGUGAUCACCUUUCUUCUGGCGCUGCCGCUGCGAAUGGAGAAGCUGAACAUUAGGAGCCGCAGCGGAAGGGCAAAGGUGCUCGGCUCGAUGACCUGUGCGGCGGGAGCUGCAAUACUAUCAAUUUAUAAAGGGAUGCCACUGAUAAAUAUGCAGCAUAUUGGAUCGAACAACAAUAGACCGAAGCGAUUUGGGCUCGGCUCGGCACUCCUGUCUGCAGCCAGCGUCACGUGGUCAUCGUGGUUCUUGAUACAGUCCAGGAUCGGGCAGAAGUUCCCCUACCAAUAUUCGAGCACGUUGAUCAUGUCCUUCUUCUGCGCAGCGCAGUCGGCGGCCUUGUCUUUCGCUACCACCAGAGACACAGAAAAAUGGGUUCUUGGAGGAGAGCUGCAGAUUUUAAGUGUUGUAUAUGGUGGUGUCGUCGGAUCAGGUAUUUGCUAUGCAGUCAUGUCAUGGUGUGUGAAACAAAAGGGACCUGUAUUCACCUCUGCAUUCAGCCCCUUGAUACAAGUUUUCGCAGCUGUCUUCGACAUUCUGUUGUUGCGCGAACAAGUCUACCUCGGAAGUGUCUUAGGAUCAACGGUAGUGAUUGCGGGCAUGUAUGUUCUUCUGUGGGGCAAAAGCAUCGAUGCAGAUCAGAAUCAGACAGCCACUGCCCGUGACAAAACCAUCGUCGAUGAAUUCAGCACCCAAGAUUCAUCACACGAUAUUGCUUGAGAUGAUACGUAAAGCCACCACAAAUUAUUGUAAUGAAACAAGAAAAAUGUCGAUCGGAAUCUAGACUCUAAAUAA
Andrographis paniculata is the source of this 1187-nucleotide messenger RNA. RefSeq names its product WAT1-related protein At3g30340-like. Gene Ontology annotation, molecular function: transmembrane transporter activity. NCBI's taxonomy places the organism in Eukaryota, Viridiplantae, Streptophyta, Magnoliopsida, Lamiales, Acanthaceae. The coding region runs from base 66 to 1112 and encodes 348 amino acids. The transcript is spliced from 6 exons. The record is from RefSeq and is a predicted model, not a curated record. Gene Ontology annotation, cellular component: plasma membrane.